AAAAAUAUUAUUUAAAAGAUUCGAAAAGACAAAAGAAAUUGAAUUACCUUCGCCGCAGAAAGAAGAAAAGAAAACAUCGUAAAUUUAAAUGGACUCGAUGAUUGCGAUGGGACACGGUGACGAAAAAAUCCACUCAAUUUCGUGAAAUGAUAAAGGUUUUGUGCCGGAAAAGUUGUAAAAAAUGUAUCGUGCAGCCGGUACACUUUGCCUAAUUAUCUGCGUGCUGCAAUUGUUAUUUUCGCUUGGACAGAGUCAGUGCCCAGAGUAUUUCCGAUACUACCGAAAUGAGACAAAUGGUGAAAUAUCAGGACUCGUGGAGAUUCCAUCUCCCCCACAAGGUGUACCCUUGCAUCUAAGCGUCAUUUUGAGCAUUGCAACAGUUUUACCUACCAAAUACAUGGGCAAAUUGGAACUGGCCAAAUCAAAAGAUGAGUCAGUUCGCGAUGUGCUUCAGGGUAAAUCGUUGUACUACCGAGUUCAUUUUCCUGUGACUCGGCCUUUUCCAACAGUGUUGAGUAUAUCCUUGAACGAUAUCCUUUUUUGCCGUGGAGAACCAGCGUACGGGGUAGUCGUGACUAACAUUAUCCUGGAGCACACGCUGUAUCCUCCCCGAGUGAUUAUCCCCACGGCGGAGCAGCUACUGAGUUUUCUCUCGGAUCAAACGACGACGGCAGCCUACGAUGACGUUCUACCGAUCAAUUUGAUACCCUCGUUCGAUACCACGACCGAGAAACGUCGACCACCGAGUACCACGGAAGCGCCAACUACUACUACCACUACUACUAAUUUGGCGAUUUAUACGGAGCCGGCGACCUCCAGGCCGAUUAGUAGCGACGACUCUUCGUCGUGCGGAGUCGUGAGUUCCUCCUACGGUGCUUCGGUUUCGAACAAACGCGAGAAUUGGCCCUGGCUCGUCGCCAUAUUUACGAAAAAGGAGAGUUUGGAGUUUCAAUGCACCGGCAAUCUCAUAUCACGGACGCACGUAAUCACGGCCGCGCACUGCUUGCAAGAGGACGUCGACGUGCCCAUUAGGGCCGAGCAAUUGAUCGUCGCGCUCGGCAUACACAAUAUACGCAACGAGCAAGAACCCGGCCAGAUCCGCGUCGGCGUUCGAAGCUACGACUUUCAUCCGGACUACAAGAAUCCCGAUAGCGCCGAUUCCGAUUUGGCCAUCGUCAAGCUCGCGGAGCGCGUCGAGUUCUCCGCCCAGAUUCGACCGAUCUGCCUCUGGAUGAGCCGAACGGAUCUGAAGGACGUCGUAGGAAAAAGCGGCUACGUCGUUGGCUGGAGUCUGGGUGGCAAUAACGGCCGCUACAAUCCAGAGCCGCGGGCUUCCAGAGUACCCAUCGUUUCGCAGGAAGAAUGUCUCCGAAGCAACGUCAACUUUGCCGACAUCGUGUCCGAGAGGACUUUUUGCGCCGGUAGACGCGACGGAAAGGGCCCUUGCGACGGCGACAGCGGCAGCGGCCUCGUCAUGUUUCAUCCGCGCCACGCGCGUUACCAUCUCCGAGGCAUAGUUUCCAUCAUGAUGUUGGACAUCAGAACGAGAAGCUGCGAUCUUCAAGAGUACGUGAUCUACGUCGACGUAGCCAAAUAUCUGCCUUGGAUUCGCCAACAAAUAUAUUAUUGAGUAAUUUUUUUUUAUCACUUUUUAAGACUUACAAGUGACGACACAAUUUCGUGAACAUUUUGUUGUGUAAAUUGUGUACAGACAGCACUCGCGAAUUUUAAUUGUGCCUCCAAAUAUUUUUUAACCAUCAACAUUUUGAAAGUAAUUAAACUUUUAGCAGUUAGUUAUUCAUCGGA
This is a messenger RNA of Trichogramma pretiosum, 1806 nucleotides long. RefSeq names its product serine protease gd-like. The record is from RefSeq and is a predicted model, not a curated record. Gene Ontology annotation, biological process: proteolysis. The coding region runs from base 182 to 1630 and encodes 482 amino acids. Gene Ontology annotation, molecular function: serine-type endopeptidase activity. The transcript has 6 exons. Lineage: Eukaryota; Metazoa; Arthropoda; Insecta; Hymenoptera; Trichogrammatidae.